Molecule: messenger RNA, 1756 nt
Organism: Propithecus coquereli (Coquerel's sifaka)
Lineage: Eukaryota; Metazoa; Chordata; Mammalia; Primates; Indriidae
Gene: SH2D3A
Product: SH2 domain containing 3A
Exons: 9
Coding region: 1-1734 (577 amino acids)
Biological process (GO): positive regulation of peptidyl-serine phosphorylation; small GTPase-mediated signal transduction
Molecular function (GO): phosphotyrosine residue binding; guanyl-nucleotide exchange factor activity
Source: RefSeq, a predicted model, not a curated record
AUGCAGGUGCCACAGGAUGGAGAGGACCUUGCUGGCCAACCCUGGUACCACGGCCCCUUGUCCCGCCAGAAGGCUGAAACUCUUCUUCAGCAAGAUGGUGACUUCUUGGUUCGUGCCUCUGGGUCCCGUGGGGGCCACCCUGUGAUCUCCUGUCGCUGGCAGGGCUCAGUCCUCCACUUUGAGGUGUUCCGUGUGGCCCUGCGUCCCCGGCCAGGCCGGCCUGCAGCCCUCUUUCAGCUGGAGGAUGAACAAUUCCCCAGCAUGCCUGCCCUGGUUCGCAGCUAUGUGAUCAGCCAGCGCCCACUGUCCCAGGCCACAGGGGCUGUGGCCUGCAGGCCUGUGACUCGGCAGGGGCUUCUGCAGCGCAGCUUUAGUGAGGACGCCCUUAUGGACAGCCCGGCUCGGGUAGAGCCUCUCAGGGAAAGGAAGUGGAGCAACAGUCAGCCUGCAGACUUGUCGCAUAUGGGGCGGUCAAGAGAAGACCACCUUGAACCAGGAGCCUCCACUAUGCCCGUAGCUGCCCUGCCCAGGACAGGGAGCGACCCGGUGUUGCUGAAGACUCCAGCUCUUCUUGGGACUGUCGCUGACACUCUCAGGGCUUCCGAUGGGCAGCUUCAUGCCAAGGCACCAACCAAACCCCCCCGGACACCCUCACUGGUGCUGCCUGAUGCCUCUGGACGCCCCCCAACGUACUGUGAGCUUGUGCCUAGAGUGGCCAGUGCCCAGGAGACACCCCCUGGUCAGAGAUGGCCAGAGCCAGAGGCCUUGUGGUGGGAGACCGAGGAGGAGGAGGAGGAAGAAGAGAACAGAGACUUUAGGAGACCACAGGCUGAGGUCUCUUUCUGUCCCCCUGACACUCUGUCCUGCCUGCUGAGCCCCCAGAAUCGGCCCCUGGAACCCGAAGUCCUGCGUAAGCUCCGUGGCCUGUUCCUGGAGCACCAUUCGGACAGCACCGCCCUCCACCUGCUGUUGAUGGACUGCCAGGCCACAGGCCUCCUGGGCGUGACCAGGUUUCAGCGAGCCAACAUGGGGGUGGCCUCUGGCCUGGAGCUGCUCACGCUUCCCCAUGGGCAUCGCUUGAGGUUGGAACUGCUGGAGAGGCACGAGACGCUGGCGCUGGCCGGGGCGCUGGCCGUGCUGGGCUGCUCUGGGCCGCUGGAGGAACGCGCGGCCGCACUCAGGGGCCUGGUAGAGCUGGCACUGGCACUGCGGCCAGGGGCGGCGGGGGACCUGCCUGGGAUGGCAGCGGUCAUGGGCGCCCUGCUCAUGCCCCAGGUGUCCCGGUUGGAGCACACGUGGCGCCAGCUCCGACGGAGCCACACAGAGGCUGCGCUGGCCUUUGAGCAGGAGCUGAAGCCGCUGAUGCGGGCUCUGGAUGAGGGCGCUGGACCCUGUGACCCCGGCGAGGUGGCGCUACCGCACGUGGCACCCGCGGCGCGCCUGCUGGAGGGCGAGGAACUCGGGGGCCCGCUGGACGAGAGCUGCGAACGGCUGCUGCGCACCCUGCACCGGGCGCGCCGGGUGGCCCGAGACGCGCCCAGAUUCCGCCAGGUGGCGGCCCAGCGCCUGCGGGGAUUCCGGCCUAACUCGGAGCUGAGGGAGGCCCUGACCACCGGCUUCCUGCGGAGGCUGCUCUGGGGUAGCCGGGGCCUGGGAGCGCCACUACCCCAACGCCUUGAGAAGUUCCAGCGCGUCCUCAGCGUCCUGUCGCAGCGCCUGGAACCUGACCACUGAGCGCAGCAGGCUGGGACCCCAA